Molecule: messenger RNA, 273 nt
Organism: Plenodomus lingam JN3
Lineage: Eukaryota; Fungi; Ascomycota; Dothideomycetes; Pleosporales; Leptosphaeriaceae
Source: RefSeq, a predicted model, not a curated record
AUGGUGGUAUUGUCCGCGAAGGUGUUCAGGGAGAGUCAGCCGACGUCCAACGAAGGCCGUCGCUCAGUCGACUUUGUGCCCGAGAUCAACCAGCGCAACCCACAGGACGAGUUCCACACUGGUCGUGGUGGUGCCGGAAAUGUGUACAAGGAGAAACACGGCGGUCACAGCUCAUCUUCUGAACGCAAGGGACUGGGCGAGAAGGUCAAGGCGGCGCUCCAUCUCGACGGCAAAAAGGAAAAGCCUGAGCCGUCUCCUCCUGCUCAGGACUAG